GGAUGUUUCCUGCGCCUAAUUCCGAUCAGCACACUCAAGAGGAUGAUGAUCCUAUCGUUCAAAACAUUCCAAGAACUAUUACCCAAUUGGAGCAAUAUGUAGCUCAAGUCCAUACUCGUUUGUGCCAUUUGAAUGAUAUCAUAAUUCCUCAAUCUGAACUCACCACAGAUUUUGCUUUGCCGCGAGCGGAUAUCGAGGCUGAACGAAAUAGACUUCGAUCGAACGAUCCAUCUGUCAUUCGUCAAUUGGCCGAGUCUUAUUUGAUGCGCUAUAAAGAAUUGGAACGACGUAAUAAACAACAAGCUCAUCGAUUGGAUGCAUUAGAAACGCGUGUAACGACGGCCGAAACUAUGGCAGAUGAAGCCAUCCGAACACUUCGACAAUUUGUGGAUGCUGAACGGCGUCGUACAUCAAACUUAAAAUCUGCAAAUGCACGCGUCGAUUCGUUAACUCUGGAUUUGAGUCGUUAUAGAAAUCAAUGUGAACAACACGAGCAGACAAUUGCUCGACUUGGAGAACAGAUUACUUCUCUCAAUCAGGGAUCAACUUCACUUAAUCAGCAUUUAAAUAAGUUACAAUCUGACAAAAACAAUCUCGCAUUGGAACGCGAUCGCUUGUUACAUGACCGAGAAACUUUGUCAGCUCAGUUAGCUGAAAGAGAUGUGAUUAUUGAAACUCUUCGUGAAAGAGAGCGUCAAAUGGCGGCCGAUUUGCGUGAGCGUGAUGCACUUAUUGAAUCACUUGGGGAGGAUCGUAACCAACGAGGUCAAGAGCUUGUCAAAACCCGACGCAAAUUUAAUAGUCUUUUGGAAGAAAAGGAUCAUGACAUGAAGAAAUUAUUGGAAACCAAAAAGAAAGAAGUUAUUGCUGAAUUGAAAGCUGCUCAUCUGUCUAAAGUUGAAAAAUAUGAAGAAACAAUUCGUAAGCAACGUAAAGAUUUUCAUGAUGGUCUUCAAGUAGCAUAUGGUGAAGUGACAAAAUUGGCUGCGCAACGGGAUGAAUACUACGCCAAUUGGAAACGUCUGGAAGGCACACUUGAAGCACAUAAACGCAAAUUACAUGCUGCAUUAAGCCGGAAAAUGGUCAACAAAUGUUCGGAAUUAGUUCGUGACUUGAAGGAUAUUGGAGGUUAUGAGAACGGUCACCCUUCGUCUUUAACUCCUCGUACGUUGGAACCGGUAGAAAAUGUGGCGCAGCGUUUAUUAAAUGAAUUGGCUGGUCAAAAUGAACUUGGAAAUCUUAUUUGA
Messenger RNA from Meloidogyne enterolobii, 1247 nucleotides. NCBI's taxonomy places the organism in Eukaryota, Metazoa, Nematoda, Chromadorea, Rhabditida, Meloidogynidae. The record is from the annotation of a GenBank genome assembly.